UUCUACAUCUGACACAAGGAUCUAUUCAGGGUUUAAACAUUCUGAAAUCCACCUUCCUUCCAUACACAGAAAGAAAGAAAAGGAAAAUGAAGAUGCCUAUUUGUGGUGCAAUAUUUAUUAUCUGUAUGCUUGUCAGAUGCUUAACUGAUGCCUCAGUGAUUCGAGAAGGAGUUCCAUAUGAUGAGUCUCCUGCUUUACCAUACUGGUCAUAUUCAACCAAUGACUUCUGGAGAUACAUUGAGUAUUUCAGGAGCAUUGGAGCUUAUCACCACAUCAAUAACAUGGCCAGGACAUUCUUUGCUCAUCAGCCUUUGGGAGACACUCUUGGCUACGAAGUGCCUGUUGCUGACGAAGAACACUAAGCGGCUGUCCAAACUUGUAUUGAGAGCUAUUCACUUUGACGAUAAUUCAUAGAACAUGUCUAAUAUUCAAUGCAUUUAUAUAAUGGUGUAGUUUAGUUAUAGUGUUUACCAUAUCCCUUAGUCUGUAAUGAUGCUUCCUUUUUGGUUUUAUUCUGUAAUGUGAUCAGUGGUAAUAUUAAACUAAAUUAUGGUUGCACAUUGAA
Polypterus senegalus (gray bichir) is the source of this 565-nucleotide messenger RNA. RefSeq names its product otospiralin (gene otos). NCBI's taxonomy places the organism in Eukaryota, Metazoa, Chordata, Cladistia, Polypteriformes, Polypteridae. The transcript is spliced from 4 exons. The record is from RefSeq and is a predicted model, not a curated record. Gene Ontology annotation, biological process: sensory perception of sound. Bases 87 to 362 code for a protein of 91 amino acids.